Molecule: messenger RNA, 1476 nt
Organism: Oncorhynchus nerka (sockeye salmon)
Lineage: Eukaryota; Metazoa; Chordata; Actinopteri; Salmoniformes; Salmonidae
Product: E3 SUMO-protein ligase NSE2-like
Exons: 7
Coding region: 295-969 (224 amino acids)
Biological process (GO): protein sumoylation; double-strand break repair via homologous recombination
Cellular component (GO): nucleus; Smc5-Smc6 complex
Molecular function (GO): SUMO ligase activity; zinc ion binding
Source: RefSeq, a predicted model, not a curated record
AAACGAGAACAAACUUUUCCCGGUCAUUUUACACAGCUAAAGUGGUUUAGUAUUUUCUCUUAUUUAGACACCAACACAUUAAAGAACACGUCUACAACCUGUAAAAACCAUCCCAGCGAGGAAAGUCUUGAGGUUAGCGAGCUAUUUAUUGGCACGCUCUUGCUUAGCCGCCCAUAGUUAGCGAUUAUAGCGUAACGUUAACCGGCUGGCCAGGUAUCAACAUAGCCAGUCAGUGCACUUGUUGGUGAUACGUGGAUUCAACUUGGAAGAUACUUUCAUGUUUUAGAUUUCAACAUGUCCUUGAGUGCAGUCCACUCCACACUGUCUAGUCUGAAAACAUGUCAGACAGAUAUUGGAACGGGGAUGGACAUUGUGACCGACGUUGCUCUGGACGUGGCAGAAACAGCAGGAACUGAGAAUGAUGCAGUCCUGAAGAAGCUGGAGGUGAUGAUGCUGGAGUGUGCCAAACUGGACCAGGAGAUCGACUGCUUCGUUGAGGUGGUGAACUGUGUCACUGCAGAGGUGAGGAACCAGGAGCCCGAGGCCAUGUUCAGACUGAAGUCUCUGGUGAAGGAGAAGUUCACUGAGACACACGGCAGUCUGUCUGAGGGAGAGCUACAGAACCACGUCAAGCUGGUCAGCUUUAAGGAGAACGUCAGAAACGCACUCAAAACAGUGAACCCUGAGGCAGCAGAGAAUAUGGAGGAGGAGAUGGAUGAGGACGUUGCUGUGACGCAGAGUGAGGUUAACUUCACCUGUCCCCUGACUCAGGUGGAGAUGGUGAACCCAAUGAAGAACAAGAAGUGUAACCAUCACUACGACCGGGAUGCCAUUAUGGGGAUGAUCAAGGCCAGGCAAAACCAGAAGAAGAAGUUACGCUGUCCAGUGGUUGGCUGUAGCAACACGGACGUGAAGCAAGGAGAUCUGAUCCUAGAUCAGAUGAUGAAGAGACAGAUCCAGAAGAGGUAGACUACCAAGGCAUGAUUCUGGUCCAGAAGAGGUAGACUACCAAGGCAUAAUUCUGAUCCAGAAGAGGUAGACUACCAAGGCACUAUUCUGGGGUACGCCAACUCAUCAAACCUGACAAUAAUAAUUAGACUUUUAUUUAAUUGAGGAAAAAAACAUGACUUGUUGUUGUUGUUGUUGUGACCAAAUGUUAUCUUGUCUGAUCGUAUUUGUUCGUCACAGAAUUGCACUAUUCUGAAGUUUCAUAUAACAAAACCUCUCUUUAUUUAUACAUAAGGGAUUCAUAUUUUAUAGUCAGUCCAAUAAAGGUUUAUUGGGGGGCAGGUAGCCUAGUGAUUACAGCAUUGGGCCAGUAACCGAAAGGUUGCUAGAACGAAUCCCUAAAAAAAAAAUCUGUCAUUCUGCCCCUGAACAAGGCAGCUAACCCACUGUUCCCUGGUAGGCUGUCAUUGUAAAUAAUAAUUUGUUCUUAACUGACUUGCCUAGUUAAAUAAAAAAAAUAAAAAAACA